UAUUGCGGAGGAUACAAUGUGCCGGUAGACUACGCCAAUUAUCUCUUCUAGAAACCUUCCCAAUAAGUCCAAACACGUGUAAUUAUCAAUUUCACCGUCCAUUUUUUGUCCCCUUAAAAUCCCAAUAUCACAUCUCAUUACUCCAUCCCCAUUUUCACUGCAAAAACUUCAAUCAAACAAUGGAUUCCGUGUCAUCAUCCGAAAUUGAAUAUGAGGUACCAAUGCUUUUUCGGGUCUACAAAGAUGGUCGUAUCGAAAAGUUCAGAAAACAUGACUUUGUCCCUCCUUCUGACAGUCCAAUCACAGGUGUUCGAUCCAAAGAUGUUGUUAUCGUACCGGAAAACAACGUAAUUGUACGCCUUUACCUUCCUAAAAUAACCCAAAACGACCAGAAAUUUCCACUCCUUGUGUACGUUCACGGAGGUGGAUUUGCGAUCGAAUCAGCGUUUUCGACUUACUAUGAUAGUUAUCUUCACUCAGUAGCUGCAGAAACCAAUGUACUUGCCGUGUCAGUUGAGUAUAGAUUAGCCCCAGAACACAAAAUUCCUGCGUGUUAUGAUGAUUCUUGGGCUGUCAUGAAAUGGGUCUCUCAGCAUGCCAAUGGCGAACAAGGAACUGAACCAUGGCUGAAAAGUCAUGCUGAUUUCUCCCGAGUUUUCUUGUCAGGUGAUAGUGCCGGAGCCAAUAUUGCUCAUAACAUGAUGAUGCGAGCAAGUGUAGAUGAAGAUAAACUUGGAGAUGACUUAAGGAUUGUUGGAAUGGCAUUAAUUCAACCCUUUUUUGGGAACAAUGAGCCUGAUAGAAUUUGGUCGUAUUGUUGCCCCGAAAAUCCCAACGCGGAUGACCCGAGAAUCAAUCCAGCAGCUCAUCCGAGUUUGUUAUCGAAGCUUGCUUGCUCUAAGAUUCUGAUAUGCACUGGAGGAAAGGAUUUUAUCAGAGACAGAGGGUGGACGUACUAUGAGGCGCUAAAGAAAUGUGGAUGGAAAGGCCAAGUGGAGAUUAAGGAAUCCGAAGGGGAAGAACAUGUUUUCCAUUUGGUUAAGCCAACUUGUGAGAAUGCUAAGGACUUGAUGAAAUGGCUGGCCGAUUUCUUUCAACAAUCAAGCUGAAUUCUUGCUGAGUAGAACUUCUGUACUAUUAAUUCAGUUGUUUCUCUUUUCUUUUUUUGAUCAAAUAAGUCGAUGUUGGAUUUCAUUUGUCCAUCAGUGUUUACUUCAGGGAAGCAUUAUGCUUCACUUCCUCAGAAGUGGAAAUGCAUUAAAAGAAGAACUUAGCAGAA
Messenger RNA from Lycium ferocissimum, 1279 nucleotides. Its product is annotated as 2-hydroxyisoflavanone dehydratase-like. The coding region runs from base 180 to 1109 and encodes 309 amino acids. Lineage: Eukaryota; Viridiplantae; Streptophyta; Magnoliopsida; Solanales; Solanaceae. Gene Ontology annotation, molecular function: hydrolase activity. The record is from RefSeq and is a predicted model, not a curated record. The transcript has 2 exons.